Molecule: messenger RNA, 2025 nt
Organism: Leptopilina boulardi
Lineage: Eukaryota; Metazoa; Arthropoda; Insecta; Hymenoptera; Figitidae
Product: stAR-related lipid transfer protein 7, mitochondrial
Exons: 6
Coding region: 285-1823 (512 amino acids)
Molecular function (GO): lipid binding
Source: RefSeq, a predicted model, not a curated record
AUACCUGUGUUCAAAACUGAUGUUUAUUCUUUUCUGUUCAAUAUAACCUAUAAGUACUUCUUAUUAAUGUAAUAUUCAACUAGUAAUUCGUAACUUUGAAGUUGUAAAUAAAUUGAAAAAAUAUAUUUUAAUUUAGUUAAUCAACAUUUAUGUAAACAUGAAAAUUUUUUCAAAUAGAACAUAUAAUUUGUUAAUGAUAAAUUAUGUUAAUGCGACUAUGUGACGAUGUUAAUUAGUGCAUAUUAAAUUUUUUAUUAAUCUUGUAGUUCCAAACGAUAUUUAUAAUGUUUGCUGUACAUAUAUCAAAUAUACUGAUGAGGUCUUCACCUUCACAUCUUUCUCGGGCUGUAUAUAUUAGAACUCCUUUUGAUUCUCUUUACUUUGGUCACUGUCGAUCAUUCAAAAGACAAGUUGCUGGGCGGCCGUGGAAUUAUGGUAAGCUAAACAAAUGUUGUAGCCAACGUAUAAAUUCAUGGAUCACAGAACAAGGGUUUAAAAUAAUUUGUACAUGUAUAAAGCAGUUAGAAUUUAUGGCAGCACAACGCAUUGAACGAAGUGUUCAGGUAUUUCAAUUCUAUAUAAGACUAUGGGACAAGGUUAUUCUAAAGGAACUCAUUAAAUUUUGGAGAAAAAAAUCUUUUCAUAAAAAUAAAACAUAUCUUUUGAGUACAAUAGGCAUUGUUGCUUAUAACUGGGAUAAAGAACGAAUAACUAAUGAAGAAAUGGAAAGUUAUACCCAAGAAAUAGACGAAAUUUAUAAAUUACGUACUUCUACUGUAAUAUGUUCUCAGUGUCAUAAACGUCUAAUAAUUGAUACUGUACAAAAUGGUGUUGAUUACUGUAAUUGCUAUGGAAUUAAUCAAGCUAAGGCCAUUAAUAAAGAAGGUAAUUUUACUAAUUUUAUUCAGACUUUAAAUUUUAAACACGAGGUAAUUCUGAUAAAAAUAAUCACAGAUGAAUCUUGGGAACCUUUUAUUGAACGAGAAGAUAUGUUAAUAUGGCGUAGAUUAGACUCAAACUCAGGAUUAUACGCUUACAAAGUAUAUGGAUCCUUUUCUGAUGUUACUGCAGCUGAUUUUCUUCAAGUACAAUUAGAUAUUGAGUACAGAAAAAAGUGGGAUAAAACUGCUAAAGAAUUAGAUAUAAUAGAUACUGAUCCGCUUACGGAAUCAACAGAAAAUUGUCGCAGUGAUAUCGUGUACUGGGAAAUGAUGUGGCCUAGAUUGUUUGCAAAUAGAGACUAUGUCUAUCAAAGAAAAUGGAUGCACAAUAAGGAAAAAGAUACAGUUGUUAUUGCAAGUAAAGCAACGGAACAUCCAAAAGCUCCUAAUAGGACUGAUACCUAUAGGGUAAAAUCUUACUGGUCUUUCAUGGUUAUAAAGCCAUAUAAAGAUAUAAAUGACUUUGGAAUAGAGUUUGGGUUGACAUAUUUCGAUGAUCCCGGCAUGAAUAUACCAUCAGCUGUUACUUCUUGGGUUGCGAUGAGCGGUUUACCAGAUUAUUUAUGCCGAAUGAGAGAAGCAACCAGAAAUUAUAAAAAGUAUAAGGAAAAUAGAGAGAAACUUUUGACAAGUGUUGUUGACAAACAGACAUGCGAUAAAGUAAUUUUAAAUGAGCAGUCUUCGAAUGAAGAGUCAAAAUCAAAUAAAUUAGACAAUACGCAGUUGGAAAUAAUUUCAUCAAAAUAUGAAAUUCCGUUUUCAUCACAUAUAAAAAACGUUUUAGAUGUCCAAGAAAAGGAAAAAACAAAUGAAAUUGAUAAUUUUCAUGAAGAAGACGAGGGAUUCUUAAAUUAUUUUUUUUUCACAAGGCUGUUUGCUUAGUGAUAAAUCUGCUAAAUUGUUUUAUUUAGAGAUUAAAUAAAUAUAAUGUUUUUAUUCCUCUAUUAAUGACAAACAUCUUGUUAGACAAUUAAUAAAUCAGUUUCCUUGUUUCAGGAGAAUUUUAAUGAUUAGCUUUUAGUAAAUAAUUCACCAAUGAAAAAUAGUCGAAUAAUAUUUUAAUAAAUAUUCAUACAUGAAUAAA